Messenger RNA from Nerophis lumbriciformis (worm pipefish), 2556 nucleotides. RefSeq names its product minichromosome maintenance complex component 5 (gene mcm5). The record is from RefSeq and is a predicted model, not a curated record. Gene Ontology annotation, molecular function: single-stranded DNA binding; 3'-5' DNA helicase activity; single-stranded DNA helicase activity. Gene Ontology annotation, biological process: DNA replication initiation; DNA replication; double-strand break repair via break-induced replication. Gene Ontology annotation, cellular component: MCM complex; nucleus. Lineage: Eukaryota; Metazoa; Chordata; Actinopteri; Syngnathiformes; Syngnathidae.
GGAAACAGACAGGAAGGAGUUCACUUUUGCCGCGAACUUACCUCCAGCGUCUUUGUGAGCCGAAGUUAGUCGUUCAUAUUGUUUUUUUUCUUAGAAUAAGCUAAGACAGAAACACACUUUCUGCAACAUGUCCAACUUUGACGACCCGGGAGUGUACUACAGCGACAGCUUCGGAGGCGGAGAAGGACCCGGACAAGAUGACGGAGGACUGAAAAGGAUCCAAAUCAAGAAAAGAUUCCGCGAGUUUCUUCGACAAUUCCGAGUAGGAACCGACCGUACCGGCUUCACGUACAAAUACAGAGAUGAGCUGAAGAGACACUACACCUUGGGGGAGUACUGGGUGGAGGUGGAGAUGGAGGACCUUGCCAGCUUUGACGAGGAUCUGUCCGACUGCCUUUACAAGAUGCCUACAGACAACCUGCCACUGUUGGAGGAGGCUGCAAAAGAGGUAGCUGAUGAGGUGACUCGUCCUCGGCCAGCCGGCGAGGAAAUGGUGCAGGACGUCCAGGUCAUGCUAAAGAGUGACGCGCAUCACGCUUCCAUUCGCAACCUGAAGUCCGAGCAGGUUUCCCGCCUGGUGAAAGUGCACGGCAUCAUCAUCUCGGCGACGGGAGUGAAGGCGAAGGCCACCAAGGUGUGUCUGCAGUGUCGCGGCUGUCGCCACGUCAUCAACAACAUCUCACUGCCGCCGGGCCUGCAGGGCUACGCUCUUCCACGCAAGUGCAACAACGACGGUGCUGCCGGACGGGCUAAGUGCCCCGUGGACCCCUUCUUCAUCAUCCCGGACCGCUGCGUGUGCGUUGACUUCCAAACGCUGCGCCUGCAAGAGUCUCCGGAUGCUGUACCGCACGGAGAGAUGCCCCGCCACCUGCAGCUCUACUGUGACAGGUACUUGUGUGACCGCGUGGUCCCGGGCAACCGAGUGACCAUCAUGGGUAUCUACUCCAUCAAGAAGAUGGCCGCUGCGAAGACCAAAGGCAAAGAGAAAAGUGUCGGCGUGGGGAUUCGAGCAUCCUACCUAAGAGUGGUCGGCAUCCAGGUGGACACAGAAGGGGCAGGUCGAGGGGCCACCGGCUCCGUGUCCCCACAGGAAGAGGAGGAGCUGAGGACGUUGGCCACGUCUCCGGAUAUUUACGCCUCGCUGGCUCGAUCUGUGGCUCCCUCCAUCUACGGCAGCGAGGAUCUCAAAAAGGCCAUCGCCUGUCUGCUGUUCGGAGGUUCCAGGAAGCGGCUGCCUGAUGGUCUCACCCGCAGAGGAGACAUCAACUUGCUCAUGCUUGGAGAUCCUGGCACAGCCAAGUCUCAGCUGCUCAAGUUUGUGGAGAGGUGCUCACCCAUUGGGGUUUACACCUCAGGAAAGGGCAGCAGUGCGGCUGGUUUGACCGCCUCGGUCAUGAGGGACCCGGCCACGCGGGGGUUCAUCAUGGAGGGCGGCGCCAUGGUGCUGGCUGACGGCGGCGUUGUCUGCAUCGAUGAGUUUGACAAGAUGCGAGAAGAUGACCGAGUGGCCAUCCAUGAGGCCAUGGAGCAACAGACCAUCUCCAUCGCCAAGGCUGGCAUCACUACCACUCUCAACUCUCGCUGCUCCGUGCUGGCUGCUGCCAACUCUGUGUUUGGUCGCUGGGACGACACCAAGGGGGAGGACAACAUCGACUUCAUGCCCACCAUCUUGUCCCGAUUCGACACCAUCUUCAUCAUCAAAGAUCAUCAUGACCAGCAGAGGGACAUGACGUUGGCUCGCCACGUGAUGAACGUUCACCUCAGCGCUCAUACGCAGACGGAAGGUGUCGAGGGCGAGAUCCCGCUGGCCACCUUUAAGAAAUACAUUGCCUUCGCCAGGGCUAAAUGUGGCCCUCGUCUCUCUGCUGCCGCCGCCGAGAAGCUGAAGAACCGAUACGUGCUGAUGAGGAGCGGCGCCAGAGAGCACGAGAGAGAGAGCAACAAAAGACCCACCAUCCCCAUCACUGUCAGGCAGCUGGAGGCUGUGGUGCGCAUCGCAGAAUCCCUGGCCAAGAUGAAGCUGCAGGCCGUGGCUGGAGAGGAGGAGGUGGAUGAGGCCCUCAGACUCUUUCAGGUCUCCACUCUGGAUGCCGCUUUGUCUGGCAGCCUUUCGGGUGUGGAGGGCUUCACCUCUCAAGAAGACCAGGAAAUGAUCUCCCGCAUUGAGAAGCAGCUGAAGAGACGCUUUGCUAUCGGUUCCCAGGUGUCCGAGCACAGCAUCAUCCAGGACUUCAGCAAACAGAAAUACCCCGAACACGCCAUCUUCAAGGUGGUCCAUCUGAUGUUGAGAAGAGGCGAGCUGCAGCACCGCAUGCAAAGAAAAGUUCUCUACAGAGUCAAGUAGACUAGAAAAUAUUGUUGCUGUAAAUACUUCUUGUCUGCAUGCAUCUUAGCCAGUCAACAAUCUUACGGUGAAUUCUUCUUAGCUUCACUUUAAAAAUUGUUAAGAGUGUGACUGUUGCCAUGGCAACGAUGCUUUGUACCACCAAAAUAUGUUUUCAGAAAUGUGCCUAACCUGUAAAAAAAAAUCAUGAAUAAAACGUUUGGCAGUGAUAA